Molecule: messenger RNA, 1240 nt
Organism: Styela clava
Lineage: Eukaryota; Metazoa; Chordata; Ascidiacea; Stolidobranchia; Styelidae
Product: serine protease 1-like
Biological process (GO): proteolysis
Molecular function (GO): serine-type endopeptidase activity
Source: RefSeq, a predicted model, not a curated record
GCUCUUUCUUUUGUUUGUCGCGAUCUACCCUGACCAGAUUCAACAACGUAUCGUGCUAAUACUGUUUGAUUGGACACACGGCUGUGGUUAAUAUAGCACUUAGUUCUCGAUUUGUGAAUAGGAAAUAGUGGAAAGCUGGGGUGGACUGAUUAAGACAGUAUUUAUGAAUAGUGUUAUAAUCAGAGCGUUCCUGUUAUACAGUACACUGUAUCAUGUAGCUUCUGACGAAGUCCAAGCUACACCAAGAUUUACAAACGAAGAUGACUGUGGAGUAUCUGUGAUUUCGAGAUCUGGUGCUAUAAGUCGGGUAGUAAAUGGAACUGCGUCGGCACAAGGUCAAUGGCCUUGGCAAGCAGCUAUUGUUCUGUCUUCAGGUGGUUCAUUAAGUGUGAUAUGUGGAGGAUCCGUCAUUAACAACAAAUGGGUUGUGACAGCUGCACAUUGCUUUAACAACGAACCACUCUCUGAUAUAAGUGUGUUUCUCGGAAUGAAUGAUAAGUCGAAUGGAAAUGAGGCGAAUAGACAGAUAUUGCAACUCGAGAGUAAAACUUGCCAUCCCAACUACACGGGAAACGGAAAUUUCGCGAACGAUAUAUGCUUGUUGAGCUUGACGUCUGACGUCUCUUACACAACUUACAUUCGACCAAUAUGUUUGCCAAACCAGGGAAGUUCUGAAAGCGUUGGACAAAGUUGCAUUGUCAGUGGCUGGGGCGAAACGGAAAAUACUGGAAAUAACAAUAUUCUUCAAUAUGCAGAAGUUUCAAUAAUAGAUCACACACUAUGCAGCGGUUGGUAUCAGGCAGUAGGUUUAUCGAUACCAGAAAAUCACAUCUGCGCCGGAUACGAACUAGGAGGGACAGAUACCUGCCAAGGCGACAGUGGUGGCCCCUUAGUUUGCCAACAAACGGUUUCUGGCAGUACAUCAUACAUUUUACAAGGAAUAACAAGCUUUGGCUCGGGGUGUGCCGAAGUAAGACGUCCAGGAGUUUACACCAAAGUAUCAGAAUACAUAGAUUGGAUUGACGAAGUUGUUGGGUCAUCAGCAACUUCAAUAGAACGCAAUUCAUGGGCAUUAGUAUUUCUUUGUUUUCAGUGUUGUUUUUGCGGCAUUCAAGCAGUGUAUUAGUUUAAAUUCCUUUAUUUUUAUGAUUGUUGCACUUUUUGCUGUUGAACAAGCACUGUGAAGUAUGUCUGUUGGAAGUAGUAUUUUCAAAAAAUCACGCAGAUGAUCGUGAGUGUU